GAUGGCGUCGCUUGUGAAGUCGACACGAGUGUGUCUGGCCCCGGUAUGUCGUACAUGGUCACAGCAAGUUCGAAUGAAGCAUAAGUUUAACAGUAAAAAACCUUGGAAAAAUCAUCGCUCCCACAAGUACAGGAUAUUCCAGGCAGUGACACAACCAUUGUAUGUACAUGAAGAUUAUCCAGUGCAAACAUGCCCUCGUUUGGAGAGGAAAAAAAACCUUCAGGAGAAUGCUGAUGAUGCGAUGUCGCCUGCCGAGGAAUUCAUCUAUAGGGGAUGUGAGCAUAUGUUUCAAGAGAACAAGAUGAUUAUAGUGUGUCAGGUGCUGCCCUGUCCUGCUGUUGAGGUAGCCAAGGCCAAAGGAUUACUUUUAAAAUUUGGACUGAAACUCAAAGUCUACAGCAACAAAUAUGCAAGAAUGGCUGUGACUGGAACAGAACUGGAAAAUAUGAAGCCAUGGUUUCAAGGGAGAAAUGUCUUCCUUGUCUCUGAAGAGCAAAAUAUAGCAGCAGUAGUGAAAAACCUUCGGAAAAUACCGUUUUUAUUGAUGUUAGGCGGGCUUGUUGAUGGGCGGUUGCUCACAAAGGAAGGCAUAAUGACACUAUCCAAAUUGCCACCAAUUGAGGAGCUGAGAGGGGAGCUCUGUAGCAUUCUAAAUAUGGCUGCUGGGGGUCGCACCUUGUCCCUUCUCGAUACACAUCAACAGACACUGGCCACUAAUCUGGACCAGUUGGUGAAACAAGGAAACACUGACCCUUCAUCUGAAGAGGGUGUCAAGAACCAAAAUUAGAGCGUUGUUUUGAUCAAUGUGUUAUCAAUUUGUUAUAAAUUAUAAAUCAUGGAAGAUUGUGCUGUACAAUAAUUAACCAAAGAGGAUUACAGGUCAGCAUUCAAUCAACCAUCAAAAUUGCGAGCCAGUGUGUAAUGAGUCAGAGAGAAUUGCUGGUCAGCAUUCAAUCAACCAUCAAAAUUGCGAGCCAGUGUGUGAUGAGUCAGAGAGGAUUGCUGGUCAGCAUUCAAUCAACCAUCAAAAUUGCGAGUCAUUGUGUGAUGAGUCAGAGAGGAUUGCUGGUCAGCAUUCAAUCAACCAUCAAAAUGUGAUGAACCAUAGAGGAUUGUGGAUUGACUAAGCACCUUUUACUAGGUCUCAUCAGAGAAAGUUUGGAUCAUCAUUUGUUGUCAUUUGAUAAAUUUGGAAUUGUCAAUGUUGAGCACUUUUCAGUGAAUAAAUUUAAGUCAGACUCCUAA
Ylistrum balloti is the source of this 1245-nucleotide messenger RNA. RefSeq names its product large ribosomal subunit protein uL10m-like. Gene Ontology annotation, molecular function: structural constituent of ribosome. The record is from RefSeq and is a predicted model, not a curated record. The transcript has 5 exons. Bases 2 to 787 code for a protein of 261 amino acids. Lineage: Eukaryota; Metazoa; Mollusca; Bivalvia; Pectinida; Pectinidae. Gene Ontology annotation, cellular component: mitochondrial large ribosomal subunit. Gene Ontology annotation, biological process: translation.